AUGCAACUCUUUGUCGGCACCCAGGAGCUACACACUCACAAGGUGACCAACCAGGAGACAGUAGUCCAGAUCAAAGCUCAUGUGGCCUCAUUGGAAGACAUUGACCAUGAAGAUCAAGUUAUGAUUCUGGUAGGCUCACUGCUGGAAGAUGAGGUCACCCUAAGCCAGUGUGGUGUAGAGGCCCUAACCACUCUGGAAGUAGUUGGCUGCAUGGUGGGAGGUAAAGUUCAUGGUUUCCUGGCUCUUGCUGGAAAAGUGAAAGGUCAAACUCCCAAACUGAAGAAGAAGAAGAAGAAGAAGAAGAAGACAGGUUGGGCCAAACUACAAAUGCAGUACAAUCAUUGCUUUGCCAAUGUCAUUCCCACCUUUGGCAAGAAGAAGGGCCCCAAUGCUAACUUCUAA
Meriones unguiculatus (Mongolian gerbil) is the source of this 402-nucleotide messenger RNA. Its product is annotated as ubiquitin-like FUBI-ribosomal protein eS30 fusion protein. Gene Ontology annotation, biological process: translation. Gene Ontology annotation, molecular function: protein binding; structural constituent of ribosome. NCBI's taxonomy places the organism in Eukaryota, Metazoa, Chordata, Mammalia, Rodentia, Muridae. The record is from RefSeq and is a predicted model, not a curated record. Gene Ontology annotation, cellular component: cytosolic small ribosomal subunit; ribosome. The transcript is spliced from 2 exons. The coding region runs from base 1 to 402 and encodes 133 amino acids.